Molecule: messenger RNA, 294 nt
Organism: Strongylus vulgaris
Lineage: Eukaryota; Metazoa; Nematoda; Chromadorea; Rhabditida; Strongylidae
Source: the annotation of a GenBank genome assembly
GAAUGGGAUUGGCCCCUUCAACAUAAUGAUGAAAGUGUAAAAGUCAGUGAGGAUGAUAAAAGUUUCCGAGUUGAGUUGGAUGCGCAGUUCUUCGCGCCAAAAGAAAUUUCGGUCAAAACAAUUGGAGACCAAAUUCAAAUCCAGAUGGAUCAUGAAGCGCGAGGUAACGAUAAGACGAAUGUGAGCAGAAGCAUUACGAGGAGCUACCAACUUCCCCACAAUGUCGAUAUGAAAUCAAUUAAGAGCAACCUUGACGAAAAAGGCGUUCUUCACAUCAGCGCACAGAAGCAUUAG